AUGUUUACCAUAUUUUUACUAUUUAUAAUGACUACUCGAAAACAAACGCCGAGUGAAUUUUUAAAACAAAUUAUCGGUCGUCCAGUAGUGGUCAAAUUGAAUAGUGGUGUUGAUUAUCGAGGUGUAUUAGCUUGUUUAGAUGGAUAUAUGAAUAUUGUUUUAGAACAAACUGAAGAAUACGUGAGUGGAGAAUUAAAAAAUAAAUAUGGUGACGCAUUUAUACGUGGUAAUAAUGUGCUCUAUAUAAGUACUCAACGAAAGAAAAUUUAG
This is a messenger RNA of Didymodactylos carnosus, 270 nucleotides long. NCBI's taxonomy places the organism in Eukaryota, Metazoa, Rotifera, Eurotatoria, Philodinida, Philodinidae. The record is from the annotation of a GenBank genome assembly.